ACCAUCUAUCCCAAACCUACACUGCAAUCCUCUCUCUCUCUCUCACACACACACACACACAUUACACACUCAUGUCGGAGCCCAAGUGCCGACCGGUGGGACUGACCGAGUACAGUUGGUGCAAAGCCGUCCCUGGCGGCACUGGCAUAACUGUCUUCGCCCUCCUCAUCUCGAAACCAAUUGAUUUAUCACUCCUACAAAACGCCAUUCACCAACUCCAGAAGUCCCACCCAAUCCUCAACUCCAAACUCUGCCACAACACCACUACCAACUCAUUCUCCUACACCACACCCUCCACACCUCACCUCCAGAUCCAACUCUUUGAUCUUCAAUCAACAUCUGACAUCCUACAAGGACUAACCAAUCCUAACAACCCCUCCAUGUCUCACUUCCACCUUAUUCUUGAGCGUGAAAUUAAUACAAACACCUGGUGUGCUAACAACGAUUCAUUGAACUCUGAAAUUGACGUGUUCUUUGUGAGUGUGUACACUCUAAGUGAUGACAGAUGGGCUGUGAUGCUCCGGCUUCACACGUCGGCGUGUGACCGGACCUCGGCAGUUUCAUUGCAGAGGGAGUUGUUGGGUCUGAUAGGUGAGGGAAAGAAGGAAGAGUUGGAGUUACAGAGGGAAGUAGAGGAGGAAAUGGAGGUUGGUUUGGGAAUUGAGGAUUAUAUUCCCCCUGGGAAAGCUAAUAAACCAUUUUGGGCUCGCGGAGUGGACAUGCUUGGGUACUCUUUGAAUUCCUUGAGGUUGGCAAACUUGAAUUUCAAGGGCAUUGACUCGCCUAGAUCAUCACAAGUAGUGAAGCUACAGCUGAAUUCGGAUGAUACUGAUCGAAUUCUUUUGGGCUGCAAAUCAAGGGGGAUCAAGUUAUGCGGGCUCUUGGCAGCUGCCGGAUUGAUUGCAGCUCAUUCCAGUAAUUGUCUUCCUGACCAAUGGCAGAAGUAUGCAGUCGUAACACUCACUGAUUGUCGUUCCAUGCUUCAUCCUGUUCUUAGUUGCCGCAAUUUUGGGUUUUACCAUUCUGCUAUCGUGAAUACACAUGACAUAAAAGAAGGGGAAAACCUUUGGGAGCUGGCAAAGAGAACCUACAUGUCAUUUGCAAAUGCUAAAAAUAAUCAGAAGCAUUUCUGGGACAUGAAUGACCUUAACUUUCUCAUGGUCAAGGCCAUUGAUAACCCUGGAUUAACACGGUCGUCAUCAUUAAGAACUUCACUCAUAUCGGUGUUUGAAGACCCAGUGAUUGACCAUUCCGAUGAAUUGCAUCAAGAGAUUGGAUUGGAGGACUACAUAGGGUGUGCUUCUGUUCAUAGUGUAGGCCCAUCAAUCGCAAUAUUUGACACGAUACGAGAUGGGGAAUUAGAUUGUGCAUGUGUAUAUCCAUCACCACUACAUUCGAGGGAACAGAUGCUAGAGCUGAUUGAUGACAUGAAGAGAAUUCUUGUAAAUGGCAGUAACCAUGUGGAGAGUGACAGCUAGUUUUUCUUAAUGAGAUUCUAGUGAUGGCACUGUAGAUUUGUGGGUUGGUUUCAACAUCUGUUUUAACCAAGAGUAAUGUAAUUUCUCUCUCUAUAUAUACAUGAUCAAUUUGUUCCUAACUGAUCAAAAUCUGCA
Molecule: messenger RNA, 1613 nt
Organism: Ilex paraguariensis (yerba mate)
Lineage: Eukaryota; Viridiplantae; Streptophyta; Magnoliopsida; Aquifoliales; Aquifoliaceae
Source: the annotation of a GenBank genome assembly